CAUUACCACCACAUUUGAAAACGCCAAAAGACGAGGCUGCUCCACUUCUACUGGUUUCGCGGGAUAUCUCUGAUCGGCAGAAGACAGGAAAAAUAUUUUUUGUGUGUGCUGAGUUAGCCAUUAUCCCAUUCCUAAAGUCUUCAAAUCGUAUGGCUGGCCAACCAAAGCGCAUGCGAGCGAAAGCGCAGCUGCCACCGUGUUACUAUGAGGGAUACCUUGAAAAGAGAUCACCUAACGAAAAGAAUUCUCGGAAGCUGUGGACAUGUCUGUGUGGGAAUACCUUGUUUUUCUUCAACACCACCAUGGACAGUAACUACACAGAGAAGCUGGACCUCGGUGGCUUCAUCUCCCUGAUGGAUGAUGUUACCCGCAGCUUGAAGCUGGAUGCCGCGCAGUUCACCCUUCGGAUGACGGACAGUGAGGUUAAAUUCUCGGCUCCUAGCCUGGAGGCCCGGGAACUCUGGAAGGGCUACAUCUACGCUGUGGUGACGCUCACGGUGCCGAGCUCUUUGAACCUGCUGCCGGGCCAGGUGCACAUGCUGAGAGAGGUGAUCGACGCAGAGAGGGAGAGAGCAGAGCCCCCUGCCCUCAGCUCGGCGCCCCCUGCCCUCCCCUCGGCGCCCCCUGCCCUCCCCUCGGGGCCCGGUCCGGCCCUCUACGUGCCCCUGCAGGCCGACAUGCCAGCGUGCUACCAUAAAGUGUCGCGGACCGAGGCGGAAAUUCUCCUGGAGAGGAACCAGGAGCAGGGGAACUUUCUUCUCCGGCCAGGCAGGGCCGCGGGCUCCUUGGCUAUCACCACCUACCAAGACCUCAACGGACCGGUCUUCAGACACUAUCGAGUGGCUCGGAACCCAGAUGGAGGAUUUUCAAUUGACGUGCUGAACCCAAUACCCUGUGCCACCCUUCAUGAUGUCGUCACCUAUAUGGUGGAGAUGACCGCUGGAACCAUGAGACCUUUAAUUCUGGAAGAUCAGUAUGAUGAAAAAAUCACAUUUAUUCAUUCCAACAAUGAGAAUGGAGAGAGAAGUCUACAGAGUGCCUCUAUCGUUUCCAAUGCCAUCGUACCUAUACCAACCCCCAAACCAGGCCACCUAAGUGAGUGGGAGGAAAGCUUAGACAUGGAGUUCAGCUUCGAUGACAUCUUUUACAUGAAUAUCCCCAGCAGCGUCGAAGAUAAGACAACCGCAGCGCGUUCCCUCACACCUCCACCAAACAUAGCGAGAAAGGCCCUGUUACCCAAGACUCGCCUCUUCCCCUCCUCAUCCCCCAUCACUGUCGUGUCAGCGAAAAAAACGAAGUUACCCAAGGCUCCCUCCUUCUCCUCCUCAUCGCCCCCUGAAGGGCAGGAGAACAGCACCCCAGAUGUGUCUCUUUCAGGGGUCGCUGGAGAUAAACCCAAACCCCCACCGAAAGCGGAUAAGCCCAGAAGUGCCCUGCUACCCAAGUCUAUCUCCUUCCCAUCAUUAGUAUCUGAAGAACAAAACAGCAGAUCUUCAGCUGACCGUCAAGACAUCAGACCCCCUGUCCCUGCCCCCCGUGUGAGGCCCACCGAUGACCCCCGUAAAGUGAGGCGGGCCACUAUGUCAUCAGUCCCAGACGACCACCUUGCAGCAGCUUUAUCAGAGGAACUUAAAGAGAAGUUAAAGUUGCGAGAGAAAAAGUGAGGGUCCCUCCCGACAUCACCUGCACUGCUCUGGAAAAGAAACCACCAAAUUGACACUGAGCCUCGGCCUGUAAGGACAUUCCUGAUUGGGACUUAAGCUGCUUCUAAACUACAUAGGCUGAUGCUUUCCUAAGCAGGAAAUCACGGCUUUCUUUUCGACCUGUCACUGGCUGACAGGUUGGUAUCAAUUGUACUGUGUACAAGAAAAGAUUUGUAGUAGUAAGACACCUCGGUGGAUCUAUGAGGCUACUUGGUCGUUGCUGGCACAAGACUAAAUACUAACAAGCCAUUGAUGCUCAAUAGAGCUCGGGAGGGUGUUCAUUGAUUGUACAUAUUGUUAAACUCCAGUUAUCACUACUACUACUACUACUACUACUACUACUAUUACCACCACUGUGAAUUUGCACACUGAAGCAUAUGAAACAUGUUUGUUGUAUGAAUGUGAUUGAAUUUACUUCUGUUAUUUCCCUCCUUCAGUGUUAGACAAUUUUAUGUUGUCCUGAACUUCUCUGUUUAAGGGUUCUGCUGUAUGUAUAGCUGUGCUCUUCCUCCCUGCGAGGUUGAACACAAAGAAGGAACAUAUGUGUUAUUUUAUGUACUGUAUGCGUUUCCUUUAAUAAAUGUCUUGUGAGAUCACAAA
Conger conger (European conger) is the source of this 2303-nucleotide messenger RNA. RefSeq names its product signal-transducing adaptor protein 1-like. The transcript is spliced from 16 exons. Lineage: Eukaryota; Metazoa; Chordata; Actinopteri; Anguilliformes; Congridae. The coding region runs from base 150 to 1664 and encodes 504 amino acids. The record is from RefSeq and is a predicted model, not a curated record. Gene Ontology annotation, molecular function: signaling adaptor activity.